This is a messenger RNA of Oppia nitens, 2236 nucleotides long. Its product is annotated as sphingomyelin phosphodiesterase-like. Bases 98 to 2023 code for a protein of 641 amino acids. The record is from RefSeq and is a predicted model, not a curated record. Gene Ontology annotation, molecular function: acid sphingomyelin phosphodiesterase activity. Gene Ontology annotation, cellular component: lysosome. Lineage: Eukaryota; Metazoa; Arthropoda; Arachnida; Sarcoptiformes; Oppiidae. The transcript has 6 exons. Gene Ontology annotation, biological process: sphingomyelin catabolic process; ceramide biosynthetic process.
AUCAUCCGACUGUCAGUUCAGUAUUGUCUACAGUUCGGGCAAAGGUCCCGGUGACGGUCCCCGACGGUUCCCAUUUCUACGGGCAUUAUUCACACAAAUGAUUAAUGAUAGAACCGCACCGGUAGUAGUGACCAGUAAUGCCAACGGUGGUGGUGCCAAAAAUGGUGGUGACAUCCAUACAAGUGAUUCAUUGAAAUCUAGAUCUGAAACAAAAGGGAAUACCAAUGAAAAUCUACAGUCAAUGGUUAACAUUAUGAAUGACAUCAAUACUAAAAAUGCCGCCUCCCUGUCCACCAAAACCCGGGGCUUUUUUCUCAUCAAUAUAUUGUCGCGAAUGCUUAAGUCAGUCAACUUUACUGAACUAAGCGUUCAGAUGCGUGACGGCAUAUCAUCCCGUGCCUCGUGUUUGGCCUGUAAUGCUGUGGCCGGUCUACUAUUGAGCUCAAUCUACUCAAAGGAGAUGAUGACAGUAGCGGUUAAUACUGUCUGCACUUCAUUUAGGUUACAAUCGCCAAGAGUUUGCUCCGGAAUUGUUGAAUCAUUUAAAGACGAUCUCGAUUAUAUCAGAACCCAUACGACACUGAAAAGGGGUGAAAUGUGUGGAGUCAUAUUUGGUAUGGACUGCGCCCGUAAAACAACCAAAAACCUCAAUUGGACUAUCGCUUUGCCCGACAGGCAAAAUAUGGCCGAACGUCGUGAGGACGGCUCCGGAGACGAGGAGUUCAUCGAAAAUGCCAAACUCAAGUCGCACACCAAAGUAGUUCAGGUGACCGACCUUCACAUCGAUCCGUAUUAUACACCAGGAAGUAAUGCCGAUUGUGGCGAACCCUUAUGCUGCCGAUCGUCCAAUGGUGUGGCCAUCAAUGCCGACAAAGCGGCCGGUGUUUGGGGUGAUUACCGUAACUGUGACUUACCUAUAUCGACAUUAAGACACGCAUUGAAACACAUAUCAGAAGUUCAUUCAAAUGCCCUGUACUGGAUGUGGACGGGAGAUAUAGCGCCCCACGAUAUCUGGAACGUGACUCGACAUGAGGUGUUGUCACAAAUCAAAUUAGUCACAAAUCUUAUGAAACAAUACAUACGAGUGCCCGUAUAUCCGGUAAUCGGCAACCAUGAGGGGGUCCCAGUCAACAGUUUCCCACCGCCUGAAGUCAAAGGAGAUAAUUCAAUCUCAUGGCUAUACAAUGCAGUGGCGGAUGAAUGGGAUUAUUGGUUGCCAAAGGAUGCCAUCAAAACGCUCAGAUAUGGCGGCUAUUAUACAGUUAAGCCGCGCUCCGGGUUUCGCAUAGUUUGCAUUAAUACCAACUAUUGUGCCCGACUUAACCCAUGGAGUCUGUUUAAUCCGGUAGAUCCGGCCAAUCAACUCAAAUGGCUUAGCUCUGAAUUAUUCAAAGCGGAAACAGACGGCGACAAAGUACAUAUCAUUGGUCACAUACCGCCAGACAAUCGGGAGUGUACUCAGGCCUGGCUCUACAAUUUUCUCAGGAUUAUCGAUAGAUAUCAGGACACUGUUUUGGCCCAAUAUUAUGGUCACACACAUCGGGAUGAGUUCCGGCUACUGUAUUCACCGUAUUAUCCGGAAAUGCCAAUCAAUUUGGCAUAUAUUGGACCCAGUAUUACACCGUUUACCGAAAACAAUCCAUCCUAUCGUCUCUAUUAUAUGGACUCCGAUUCCUAUCUCGUGGACCACGAAACCUACUAUUUUAAUCUAACGGAUGCCAAUCGGGGAAAGAAAGGCCCGAAAUGGGUGUCCGAGUAUAAGGCUAUGAAGACGUUUAACUUGACAUCUAUGUCUCCCCAUUCGUGGCACGAAUUGGUCCACAAGUUUGAAACAAAUGAUAACUUCUUCCAGAAUUAUUAUAAAUUAUAUUACCGUAAGAGUGACGUCAAAAAUACGGAAUACUGUGACCAGAAGUGCAAGAAAUUUAUUUUAAGUGAUUUAACAGUUUUGCAUCCAUUGAAACACAAACCCAAAGGUUUUUUUGGUCGCAGAAAAUUAAGAGAAAGAGAGAGAGGAUCUUAAAAGAUCUCAAAAUCGCCAAUUAUUUUGAUGUCUACACCAUUGAUAUUGUUGUUGAUGUUGUUUUUCUUGUUGUUAUUAUCAUCAUUAUUGUUGUUGUUGUUGUGAUUGUUAAUAUAGGUGUUAUUAAAUCCAUUUCUUUAAAUUUAUUUAUUGAUUUUUUUUAUAAAUAUCGAUCCCAUUUGUCGCACAUUAUUAUUAUUAUCUAAAUGAUAU